AAAAGAAAUUAUAGUAGAAGGCAACGAGGAGGCUAACCGAUUCAUGAUUGGUAUGACUUGUCGGAUUCUUUGUACUCUGCUCUUCCAUUUUCGUUGACUAUCAUUGACUUGCAAAGACAAAUCCACACCCAAAAACAAAACAAAAAAGAACGAAGAAACUGCUUGCAAAAGCUCAUCAAUGGCGGCGACGAACGACGGCGGCGUUGAUGACGAAACCCUCUACGUUGCUCUGGGGAAGAACAUCGAGGAAGGCAAGUCCACUCUUGUCUGGGCCUUGCAGAAUCUCGAAGCCAGUGAUGUUUGUAUCUUACAUGUUCAUCGCCCAGUAACGUGUGAUAAGAUCUUUUCGGUUGCCGAGCUUGAAGAGAAUGAUAUCAGUGCUAUCCGAGAAAUUGAAACGAAAAUUAUGCGUAAGAUCAUGGAUAGUUACCGUGAAAUUUGCUGCACAGCAGGGGUGAGCGCAACUGUUAUUCACACAGUCAAAGACAAUGUAGGGGAGGGGAUAGUGGAGUUUGUGUACCAGCAUUCCAUCAAACACCUUGUUAUGGGAGCAGCAUCAGAUAAGAACUAUUCGCAGGGGAUGACUGAUGUUAAAUCAAGGAAAGCGAAAUACACCCGUCAACAUGCUCCUGUUUCUUGCCGCUUCUGGUUUGUUUGCCAGGGCCGUCUCAUUCAGACAGGGAACGGUGAUGUUGAGCAAGACAUUGAUACGGGGCAUCAGCAUGAGAAUGAAGCUAAUGCAUUGUAUCGCGAGGAAAGGCAACUGAGGCAAGAAGCUGAAGAAGCAUUAGGAAAAGAGAAAGAAGAGCACACCAAGACAAAGCGUGAGAGAGACAAUCUGCUGGUGGAGCGUGACAAUGCUCUCAAACUAACCGACGAGCUUUUGGGGAAACAAGCAGAAGGAGCUUCCACAAGCCUGUCUGCUUCUACACCUCCUCACCGGUUCUAUUGUGAGUUUUCUGUUCAAGAUAUCCAAGAAGCCACUCAUAAUUUUGACCCUUCCUUGAAGAUUUCUGAAGGAGAGUAUGGAAGCAUUUACAGAGGUUUGCUUCAUUAUACACCUGUGGUCAUACAACUACUGCACCAGCGCCCCAGGGAAAAUCUUGUGGAGUUCCAGCAGAAGGUUGAAGUUCUGAGCAAAUUGAGGCACCCAAACCUAGUUACUUUCAUGGGUGCCUGCUCAGAGCUUUCGGCUCUCGUGUUUGAAUAUCUCCCCGGUGGAAACCUCAUGGACAGACUCAGUUGCAAAGAUGACAGUCCUCCACUCUCUUGGAAAACCCGUAUACGUAUAGCCACCGAGUUAUGCUCUGCCCUCGUCUUCAUAAGCUGCACAAACCCACAUGGAAUACCUCACAGCUGUCUCGAUGCACAAGCUAUCCUUCUAGACGAAAACUUCAGUUGCAGAAUCAAUUACUUUGAUAUCCAUCACUGUGACGAGGAAGAAGCAUCCCCAGAGUCAGACAUUCAUCCUUUCGGUGUAAUCUUGCUACAGCUGUUGACGGGUAGAUCAUCGUCCUCUGAUAUUGUCGAGGAACUGCAAGCCGCAAUAGAAGAAGAAUCUCUAGAAGCAUUGUUGGACUCUUCAGCCGGGGAAUGGCCGUUUCUUCAAGCUACUCAAUUGGCCCAUCUGGGUCUUAGGUGCUGUGACCCGGGUGGCUCGGGUCUUCCCGAUCUCUCUUCAGAGGUUAGGAGCAUUCUUGAACCCAUGAAGGCAUCUUGUGGUGCUUCAACAUUAACAUUGUUCCACGAUGGCAUCGAAGAAAGACGACAACCUCCUCCAUAUUUCAUAUGCCCCAUCUUGCAGGAAGUGAUGAAAGAUCCACAAGUUGCAGCGGAUGGAUUCACGUAUGAAGCUGAAGCCAUUAAGUCAUGGCUGGAGAGCGGUCACGACUCUUCUCCUAUGACAAAUGCAGUGCUCCAACACAGCGAUCUUGUCCCUAACCAUUCUCUGCGGUCAGCCAUCCAAGAGUGGCUUCAACAGCCUUGAAGUUGGAUAUACAUAUAUAUAGUACGUGUGUGUGUGUGUAUGUAAAGGUUUCAUUGCAGUGUUGGCCUCCAAACUGUACUUGUUUAGAAUCAACAACUUCUCCAUCUUCUAUAGCAAUGGUGGAUGUUUGGUUAGAAACAAGAAAGUUAUGUUUCAUUAAUGAAAAACAGUUUGUGUUUA
Molecule: messenger RNA, 2167 nt
Organism: Tarenaya hassleriana
Lineage: Eukaryota; Viridiplantae; Streptophyta; Magnoliopsida; Brassicales; Cleomaceae
Product: U-box domain-containing protein 33-like
Exons: 8
Coding region: 179-1987 (602 amino acids)
Biological process (GO): protein phosphorylation; protein ubiquitination
Molecular function (GO): ubiquitin-protein transferase activity; ATP binding; protein kinase activity
Source: RefSeq, a predicted model, not a curated record